Galeopterus variegatus (Sunda flying lemur) is the source of this 806-nucleotide messenger RNA. It is a transcript of the gene SIL1, whose product is annotated as SIL1 nucleotide exchange factor. The record is from RefSeq and is a predicted model, not a curated record. The coding region runs from base 1 to 636 and encodes 211 amino acids. The transcript has 3 exons. Lineage: Eukaryota; Metazoa; Chordata; Mammalia; Dermoptera; Cynocephalidae.
AUGCUUUCCUCCCCCAGCAAUCCAAAGGUCCAGGUGAAGGCCAUUGAAGGUGGAGCCCUGCAGAAGCUACUGGUCAUCCUGGCCACGGAGCAGCCUCUCACUGUGAAGAAGAAGGUACUGUUUGCACUGUGCUCCCUGCUGCGCCAUUUUCCUUAUGCCCAGCAGCAAUUCCUGAAGCUGGGAGGGCUGCAGGUCCUGAGGACCCUGGUGCAGGAGAAGGACACAGAGGUGCUGGCUGUGCGCGUGGUCACCCUCCUCUAUGACCUGGUCACUGAGAAGAUGUUUGCCGAGGAGGAAGCCGAGCUGACCCAGGGUACAUCACCAGAGAAGCUGCAGCAGUAUCGCCAGGUGCACCUUCUGCCAGGCCUUCGGGAACAGGGCUGGUGCGAGAUCACCACCCACCUCCUGGCACUGCCUGAGCAUGAUGCCCGUGAAAAGGUGCUACAGACGCUGGGCGCUCUCCUGGCCACCUGCCGGGACCAGUAUCGUCAGGACCCCCAGCUCAGCAGGAUGCUGGCCGGCCUGCAGGCUGAGUACCAAGCACUGGCCACCCUGGAGCUCCAAGAUGGCGAGCAUGAGGGCUACUUCCAGGAACUGCUGGGCUCUAUCACCAGACUGCUGAAGGAGCUGAGAUGAGGCUGUUUCCCUAACACCGCAACUGGACUGUGAUGCUGCUAGUGAGGCUGAGGGGCGCCAGCUUAGGUGGCUCUUCAGGGGACAUCAGGCGGGAGGAAAGACUUCCCUGCUGGGGCAUGGACAUCAUCUGGGCCGUGCUAGGUUAGCCAUUAAAGAGAGACAUGAAGUCC